GCGAUCCAUUAGAAAGAAAGAUAGAUCGGAAAAUGUCGCAGCAUAAGAGCUAUGUCUAUGAGGCGGAGCCAGCGAAGGAGGCGGUGAAUGGAAGACCGACGAUCGGACCUGUUUACCGUAGCGUUUUUGCCAAGGACGGUUUUCCUUUGCUUGUUGAUGGAAUGGAGAGCUGUUGGGACAUCUUUCGAGUUUCUGUGGAAAGAUUUCCCGAUAAUCCUAUGCUUGGUCGCCGUGAUGUAGUCAGUGGGAAGCCUGGUAAAUAUGUGUGGAUUACUUACAAGCAAGUCUACGAUAUAGUAAUAAAAAUUGGCAAUGCCAUACGCAGUUGUGAUGUUGGGCAAGCAGGACGAUGUGGUAUAUAUGGUGCGAACUGUAAAGAAUGGAUCAUAAGCAUGGAGGCAUGCAAUGCUCAUGGUAUCUACUGUGUUCCUUUGUAUGAUACUCUAGGUGCUGGGGCAGUGGAAUUUAUUAUAUGUCAUGCUGAGGUUACUCUUGCUUUUGUGGAAGAAAAAAAGAUUGAAGAGGUUCUGAAAACAUUUCCUAACUCAGCACAGUUCUUGAAGACAAUUGUCAGCUUCGGAAAAUAUAGCCCUGAACAAAAGGAAGAAGCAAAAAAGUUUGGUUUGGCCAUAUAUUCAUGGGAUGAAUUCCUGUCUCUGGGUGAUAAUAAACAUUUUGAGCUUCCUGUGAAAAAGAAAAGUGAUAUUUGCACAAUAAUGUACACUAGUGGCACAACUGGUGAUCCAAAAGGUGUCCUGAUCUCCAAUCACAGCAUUCUCACUAUUGUUGCUGGGGUAAAGCGUGUUCUAGAAAGCGUAAAUGAAGCGCUGCAUGCAAAGGAUGUGUAUCUUUCUUACCUUCCUCUAGCACAUAUUUUUGACAGAGUGAUUGAGGAGUGUUUUAUAAAUCAUGGAGCCUCAAUUGGAUUUUGGCGCGGAGAUGUAAAACUGUUACUUGAAGACCUUGGUGAGUUAAAGCCUACCAUUUUUACUGCUGUUCCUCGGGUGUUGGAUAGAAUAUAUAAUGGUUUGCAGCAGAAAGUAUCAUCUGGAAGUUUAUUAAAAGGCGCUAUGUUUAAGCUAGCUUACUCCUAUAAGGAACACAGCCUGUUUCAGGGGCGUAAACACGGUGAGGCAGCACCUUUAUGUGACAAAAUUGUUUUUGGAAAGGUAAAGCAAACACUUGGUGGUAGAGUUAGAAUUAUUUUAUCAGGAGCAGCACCUCUGGCUACACACGUUGAAAGCUAUCUGAAAGUGGUAACAUGCUGUCAUGUUCUUCAAGGAUACGGGUUGACGGAAACAUGCGCUGGAUCUUUUGUGUCACUACCGAAUGCAACGGAUAUGGUUGGGACAGUAGGUCCUCCAGUGCCAAAUGUGGAUGUAUGUUUAGAAUCAAUUCCCGAAAUGGAAUACGAUGCACUUUCUACCCCACCAAGAGGAGAAGUAUGCAUGCGUGGUGACACCUUAUUCUCGGGGUACCAUAAACGUGACGAUCUUACCAAAGAGGUUAUGAUCGAUGGAUGGUUUCACACCGGGGAUAUUGGUGAAUGGCAACCAAAUGGUGCACUGAGGAUUAUUGACCGCAAAAAGAAUAUUUUCAAACUAUCACAAGGAGAAUACGUUGCGGUUGAAAACCUGGAAAAUGUGUAUGGACUUGUUACGGUUAUUGACUCGAUAUGGGUGUAUGGGAAUAGCUUUGAAUCAUUUCUGGUUGCAAUUAUCAACCCAAACCAACAAGCAUUAGAAAAAUGGGCAGCAUCAAGCAGUGUCACUGCAGAUUAUGAAUUCGUCUGCCAAAACACCAAAGCAAAAGAUUACAUUCUGACAGAGCUCAGACGGAUAGCUAAGGAGAAAAAGUUGAAAGGUUUUGAAGUUAUAAAAGAUAUUCACCUUGAUCCCGUGCCAUUUGACAUGGAGCGUGACCUUAUAACACCAACAUUCAAGAAGAAGAGGCCUCAGCUGCUAAAGUAUUAUCAAGGUGUCAUUGACGGAAUGUACAAGAAUAAUGCUAAUAAGCAGAGCUGAUAGCAUCAACCGAGUCCAUCCAAUUUCUCAAUCACUAAUAAUCAAUCCAUUAGCUUUAUUCCACUAUGCGGU
Molecule: messenger RNA, 2096 nt
Organism: Impatiens glandulifera
Lineage: Eukaryota; Viridiplantae; Streptophyta; Magnoliopsida; Ericales; Balsaminaceae
Product: long chain acyl-CoA synthetase 4-like
Exons: 19
Coding region: 33-2024 (663 amino acids)
Biological process (GO): fatty acid metabolic process
Cellular component (GO): endoplasmic reticulum; membrane
Molecular function (GO): long-chain fatty acid-CoA ligase activity
Source: RefSeq, a predicted model, not a curated record